Messenger RNA from Meloidogyne enterolobii, 214 nucleotides. Lineage: Eukaryota; Metazoa; Nematoda; Chromadorea; Rhabditida; Meloidogynidae. The record is from the annotation of a GenBank genome assembly.
CUCCCGACAACUGGACAUGCUCCUUCUGGAUGGCUGGCCGGCGUUGCAGUGCUCUACAUGGUGGCCGUGGCUGGAUGUGUGGUGGCCCUGUCUGGAUGGCUUCAACCAAACGGUGGGUUUUUUCCUAGUUUAUUUUGAACUUUUAAAUUUAAAAAUGAAUUUUUUUUAUUUUUAUGUAUGUUCUUCAUGUGGUGGCCUUUGGAGAAUAUGCUAA